Quercus robur (English oak) is the source of this 1964-nucleotide messenger RNA. RefSeq names its product phospho-2-dehydro-3-deoxyheptonate aldolase 1, chloroplastic-like. Gene Ontology annotation, biological process: aromatic amino acid biosynthetic process. The coding region runs from base 127 to 1740 and encodes 537 amino acids. Lineage: Eukaryota; Viridiplantae; Streptophyta; Magnoliopsida; Fagales; Fagaceae. The record is from RefSeq and is a predicted model, not a curated record. Gene Ontology annotation, molecular function: 3-deoxy-7-phosphoheptulonate synthase activity. The transcript has 5 exons.
AAAAGCCCCCUCUAUCUCACAUUACUCUUCCUAUCUCUUCAGCCUCUAGGUACAGGUACACCUCUCAAUUCUCAAACAAACAUCUCUUUCUCUGUCUCUUAAAUAUUUUAAGAAGCCAAAAAAACAAUGGCUCUCUCAAGCAGCAGUGCUAGCAGCGCUGUGAUUCCCACCAAAUCCUUCGUUCAAACUCAGUCUUUCAUCAAACCCCACCAACCCUCCAUUUCUGUCAAGCCCAGAUCAGUCCCUUCAAUCUCGGCCGUCCACGCCGCUGAGCCAGCAAAGAACCCCAUCGUCUCUGACAAAACGCCGAAGCAGCAGAUAACACCAACGAAGACAACCACAACAACGACGACGACCCACAAUGCGGGUUCAGGGAAGUGGGCCGUGGAUAGCUGGAAGACCAAGAAGGCGCUUCAAUUGCCUGAGUACCCGGAUCAGAACGAGUUCAACUCUGUUCUUGAGACGCUCGAGGCUUUCCCUCCGAUUGUGUUCGCUGGUGAGGCUAGGAGCCUUGAGGAGAAGCUUGGUGAGGCCGCUUUAGGCAACGCUUUUCUUUUACAAGGUGGGGAUUGCGCUGAGAGUUUCAAGGAAUUCAAUGCCAAUAACAUCCGUGACACCUUCAGAAUUCUCCUCCAAAUGGGUGUCGUUUUGAUGUUCGGUGGUCAAAUGCCCGUUGUCAAGGUUGGUAGAAUGGCGGGUCAGUUUGCCAAGCCGAGAUCAGAGCCGUUUGAGGAGAAGGACGGUGUGAAGCUGCCGAGUUACAGAGGAGACAAUGUGAACGGAGAUGCUUUCAAUGAGAAGUCAAGGAUUCCAGACCCUCAGAGGUUGAUUAGGGCCUAUUGUCAAUCUGCAGCCACUUUGAACCUUCUCAGAGCCUUUGCUACCGGAGGUUAUGCUGCUAUGCAGAGGGUCACACAGUGGAAUUUGGAUUUCACUGAGCACAGCGAGCAGGGAGAUAGGUACCGCGAACUAGCUAAUCGGGUUGAUGAGGCCCUUGGAUUCAUGUCUGCUGCUGGACUCACAGUUGACCAUCCUAUCAUGACAACAACCGAGUUCUGGACAUCACAUGAAUGCUUGCUCUUGCCAUAUGAGCAGUCACUUACUAGGAUGGAUUCAACUUCAGGCCUUUACUAUGACUGCUCAGCCCAUUUUAUCUGGGUUGGGGAACGUACCCGGCAGCUGGAUGGUGCCCAUGUUGAGUUUCUAAGAGGGGUUGCAAAUCCACUAGGCAUUAAGGUGAGUGAUAAGAUGGAUCCAAAUGAGCUUGUCAAGCUCGUUGAGAUUUUGAAUCCUCAGAACAAACCCGGGAGGAUAACAGUGAUCACAAGAAUGGGUGCUGAAAACAUGAGAGUGAAGCUUCCCCAUCUAAUUAGGGCAGUCCGCAGAGCAGGUCAAAUUGUCACAUGGGUUAGUGACCCUAUGCAUGGAAACACCAUAAAGGCUCCCUGCGGUCUGAAAACUCGCCCCUUUGAUGCCAUCAGGGCGGAGGUGAGAGCAUUCUUCGAUGUGCAUGAUCAAGAAGGAAGUCACCCGGGAGGAGUUCAUCUAGAGAUGACCGGCCAGAAUGUGACAGAGUGCAUUGGCGGGUCACGAACGGUGACAUUUGAUGACCUAAGCUCACGUUACCACACCCACUGUGACCCUAGGCUCAAUGCCUCACAAUCUCUUGAGCUUGCCUUCAUUAUUGCUGAGCGCCUAAGGAGGAGGAGGAUCACAUCACAGAAAGCUCUUGCUCUCUAGGCUUCUACAGUGAGGCUUUAAGAGCCCACCAAUGUGCUCUUUUUCUUACGUUAAUAGUGGUUAUAUUAGCAUUAGCACUAUCGGAUUUUCAGUUAUUUAUGUUGUGUAUUGUGUGUAUACUAAAAGGAAGAGUGAUGGUUUGAGACACUAUGAAAACACACUGGAAUAAAUGGAUAACAAUUAAUUUAUUCCAUAAGAAUAUAAGAUAUGAUUGCAUUUUAUUA